This is a messenger RNA of Phoenix dactylifera (date palm), 1793 nucleotides long. It is a transcript of the gene CCB4, whose product is annotated as cofactor assembly of complex C. Gene Ontology annotation, biological process: cytochrome b6f complex assembly. The record is from RefSeq and is a predicted model, not a curated record. NCBI's taxonomy places the organism in Eukaryota, Viridiplantae, Streptophyta, Magnoliopsida, Arecales, Arecaceae. Gene Ontology annotation, cellular component: chloroplast.
GUAGAGGAAGGCGAAGAGGGUCUUUUGGUCGGGAUCGGGAGGGCAGACGUAGGGGCGCUGGCGGAGCGGAGGGCGGCGACGCGCUCGCGACCGGGGUGGCCGGGGAUGGAGGGACGGUUGGUGAUGCCAAUGGUAAGGCCGGCGGAGGCGAGGAGGAAGGAGGAGGAGCAGUGGAGGAUGAGAUUCCGUCACUCUCACCGUUCGACACCGUCGUUAACCCAACGUUUGGGAAGACUUUUUUUAAAUAUCCUUCAACGUGUCGUAAUCUUGCAAGCAAACCGGCAACGGAUGAUGGAUAUUUGCUUUCAAGAUAGUUUUCCAACGGUCAUUUUUAUUCGUAUAUCAACAUUUUUUUAACGGUAAUAGAUGAUGGAUGUUUGGUUCUUGAGCACCAAGAGACGACCUCCCAAAGAUUUCGCGGAUGGAGGUGGGCUGCCUUCUUCUCUUUCGAACCCUCUCCUCUCCUCUCAUUCGCCCUCCUCUCCGUCGCCAUUCCUGGCCAGUCCCGUCCUCGCCUCUCCUUAGAGCCUCCUCUUCCCCUCCUCCUCUUCCCUCUCCUCCCUCGGCUUAUCCUCAGGGGGCUUACAGAGGCCCGAAACCCCGGCGGGAUUUGGUAGGCGACUGGGUCUCCAACAACGAUGGGUUCGUCCGGAGCUUGCCCAUCUUCGUGGGCGGCCUCUCCUUGCUCGCUGUCCUCCUUAACCGCGCCUUCUCCGGCAUCGCCCCCGUCACCGAUGCUUCCAGUUCACAGUCAAGGGCGGACAUAUUAACCCUUGCUUUGGCAGUAACUAACCUUCUUUCUGGCCUUGUAUGGCUGUCAAUUCGCCCAAAAUAUAUUUCUCCUGUUGUUCCUCAAGGUGUAGAUUGCAAGAGGAUAAAUUCUAAAAUUGCAAAUUAUGCAGUUCUUGAGUUGCUAUGGGCAUGGGAAUCUCUUUCAGCUACGACAUGUUGUAGGUCAUUAGUUGUUGUGCAUGGAGGCUUCUGCCUUCUUCAAAUUGGAGUUGCAGCUGAAUCUCUAACAGAAGUUGGUGAAGCAGUGGCUGUUGAUGUACAUAAAUUGAUUCAAAGCUCAGUUUAUAGAAAUGUCGCCGAAUCUGGAAAACGUAGAGAGCUAUUUGGCAAACCUAUCUCUCUAUCCUGCAAAGUCCGAGCUUCCCUUCUUACCUACUACUACACAGUUGAUAUUUUCCAGGCCGUUAUCUUGCAGCCACUAGGGAAUAGUGGAAUUGCUAUCAUUGGUGGGGACACUAUCAGGGGCUUUACCGACCUUGAUCAGGCAUGGAUUACGUUAAUUGCGGAGAAGCUAGAUGUGACAUUGUCAAAGUCUCAGGACAAUUGAACCACUGCUGCAGAGGAACCCCUGUGCACCACCUAUUUGCAAAUGAGUGCUGCCUCCCAGCACCACUGUAUUCCUCACUCAGCGCAGGGGAUUAUGUCGAUGAUAACGAGAUCACCUACCAGUUCAUUAAUCACUGUGCAUGGGGGCUGGAGCAGGGACUGGAGUGGUAUGGUGAAAUUUUUUACAUUUGAAAACUGCAACCUAUUCAGGCACCCGCAUGCAUCUGCCUCAUUCUUUAUUAAAAGUAACUUAAGCUUUACAUAAGAAUUUAUCCUGACACUUUAUUCAAAAUUCGAGUCUUGUGAUAUUCUACAUAGUAUCACCAUUAAAUUUGGCCAUUCGUGUCAAGAAAACAAAUCCAUCAGGCUACAGUUUUUGAGAAUGUCCUCUUUCAUGUUUUUGCCCACAUUGUUUUUAUUUUUUGCUCUAUAUCAUGUCAUUCAGGCUGCUAGAA